UCCAUUCCCCAUGCAGUAUACAGUCUGCAGUGACAACUGACAACUCUGAAAAAUUCUUUAGUUGUAGUCAGUUGUAGUUGUGUGCAGAGAGAUUGUCAAUUAAAAGACUAACUCCACAUAUAUUUAAAAUAAGAAAAAGAAUCCUUCUGUCUGAUGCAAUAUUUUGAAUUAUGUGAUUCUUCAGAAUUUCCCCAAAUUCCAGAAGUAUACUCCGAAUAGUGAUUUAAUAAAUAAUUUAACAUUUUCAUGAAAAAGUGAUAUUUAUUAAAAUUUCUCCGUUGUUUUUUUUUCUAUUUUCGUACAUUUAGUAAUAUUCACAAUGACAUGAUUAAAUAAUGUGAAGUUAACGGUUUAAAGUAACAAUGGUUUCAAUAAAUUGGAGGGAAAUUUUUCCCGGAAAAUGGAGUCUUAUUAUUUUUAUAUUAUACAUGAGUUUGUUUGUUAAUCAAGGGAUUCUAGUCACUUGGUCACAACAUGAGAAAGAAUAUGAUUACAAUACUGUAUUAGUAGUAUUAAUGACUGAAGUAUUAAAAUUAAUUAUCUCAACGCUCUUAUAUUUAAAAGAUAACCAGGUGUCUUCACUUUUAAAAGAAAUAAGUAAACAUCGAAAAGUUCUACUACUGUACAUGGUGCCGUCUUCUUUGUACUGUUUAUACAACAAUUUAACUUUUCUAAAUUUAUCGAAAUUCGAUCCUACGACUUAUUUUCUACUUCUGCAAAUUCGUGUUGUUAUAACUGGACUCAUAUUUCAGGUCGUUUUCAAGAAAAAAUUAUCCGUUAAACAAUGGAUUUCACUGAUUAUUUUAACUAUCGGGUGCAUGGUAAAGCACUUAAAUUUGAGUUUUGAUAAUAGCAUAGUAGACACAAGUUUCAAGUUUAACAUUGAUGUGAUACUUAUAUUUGUUCAAACAAUCUGCUCGUGCUUAGCUGGAGUUUACAACGAAUAUCUUUUAAAAGGCGAAGGAGCAAAUGUUGAUAUGUUCUUGCAAAAUAUGUUUAUGUAUUUCGAUAGUAUUCUCUGUAAUGUGGCAUUCCUCUUUUUAAAAGGUGAUUUUGCGCACGUAUUUGAUAAUGCCGUUAGCAGUAUCUUUUUCGAGCCAAAGGUUAUAUUAGUUAUGUUCAAUAAUGCGAGUAUAGGUAUAGUGACGAGUUUUUUCCUCAAGAAUUUAAAUUCAAUUGUAAAAAGUUUUGCCAGUGCCUUAGAAUUAGUUUUUACGGCAAUUCUUUGUUGGUUACUUUUUAAUAUUCCAAUUCACUUAAAUACCAUUCUUGCCAUUGCCAUUGUAAGCUACGCGAUUAUUUUAUAUUCACAGAAUCCCAUUCAAAAUGGUAAAACCAGAUUACAUGAGGGAUCGAGUGAGGAGAAAUGUAAUUUAAAAGAUAAUGUCGUGUAAAGGGGUAGUUUCUUUAAUUGAAACAUUUAUAUUUUCCAAAAUCAAAAUUUCAAUUCCUAAAUUUGUAUUUAGAUGAAUUCCUAAUAUCUACAAGAUUUUCGAGUAGUUUAAAUUUGCCGCUCAAUCUACUUUACCGACAGAACACAGAUCGGAACUCAAUCUAAAAUCCAAAGUAGAUCCUAACACAUUUUUUUCGAACUUUUGAAAAAACAACGAAAUAAGAAAUGAUAAGUUAAUAUUUUUAAUAUUAAAUAUUAUUUUAUUGUUAAAAUUAAAUAUUUGAUUAAGUAUGUAAUUAAAAGUAUCUAUAAGAAUAAUAUAAGUAUAAGUGAUUAAUCGACAUGAAAUCGACAAUUUUCAAAGGGAUUAUAUAAUUACUAAGGAAUGUAAUUAUAGUCGAAAAAAAAGUUAAACACUGAAAUAUGUUUAUUGUGAUACAAUUCGAGCUUCGAUGACACCUAAAAGCUUCGUUAUUUUUACAAAAUGUAAAUACUAAAAUCUAUAUACGACAUUCGUAAAAAGAAACUUCGUUAGCGUUAAUGUUUAUUAGAUUUUAAGUUUUAUUAUUUAUUAUACCGAGAUUAUUUUAAUAUUGACAGAGAUACCUUUAUGUGUGUCAGAUUUAAAGAAAAGAAUUUUUUUAAACAAAAAAAAUGUGAAACAUUUUUAAUGCUCUUAAUCAAAAAGGAAAUAUAUUUAUAUUCAAGUUUGAUAAUAAUAAUUAUACAGACAACGGCUAUUUUUCAUCAUUAAAAAUUUACAUUCUACAUUUUUUAUGCAAUCAUUAAAGAGAAUU
Molecule: messenger RNA, 2190 nt
Organism: Leptopilina heterotoma
Lineage: Eukaryota; Metazoa; Arthropoda; Insecta; Hymenoptera; Figitidae
Gene: senju
Product: UDP-galactose transporter senju
Exons: 6
Coding region: 363-1394 (343 amino acids)
Biological process (GO): pyrimidine nucleotide-sugar transmembrane transport
Cellular component (GO): Golgi membrane
Molecular function (GO): UDP-galactose transmembrane transporter activity
Source: RefSeq, a predicted model, not a curated record